Xenopus tropicalis (tropical clawed frog) is the source of this 560-nucleotide messenger RNA. RefSeq names its product defender against cell death 1 (gene dad1). Gene Ontology annotation, cellular component: oligosaccharyltransferase complex; endoplasmic reticulum membrane; membrane. The transcript is spliced from 3 exons. Lineage: Eukaryota; Metazoa; Chordata; Amphibia; Anura; Pipidae. Bases 12 to 353 code for a protein of 113 amino acids. The record is from RefSeq and is marked provisional.
CACUUUUAGACAUGUCAGUCUCCGUGUUGUCGGUGGUUUCUCGGUUCUUAGAUGAAUAUGUCAGCUCCACUCCGCAGCGGCUCAAGCUGCUGGACGCGUACUUGCUGUACAUCUUGCUGACCGGCGCUUUGCAGUUCUUGUACUGCCUGCUGGUUGGGACCUUCCCUUUCAAUUCCUUCUUGUCCGGCUUCAUCUCCUCCGUGGGCUCAUUCAUCCUUGGCGUGUGUUUAAGGAUCCAGAUAAACCCACAGAACAAAAGUGACUUCCAGGGGAUUUCUCCAGAGAGAGCUUUUGCAGACUUCCUGUUUGCCAACACUAUUUUACACUUGGUUGUGAUUAAUUUUAUCGGUUGAUUUAUUUUCCAAAAAAGCAAGAGUUGUUCCUUUGAUGUUGGGAUGGAGAAGACACUUUCCAUGUUACUGAACAACACAGAGAUUCAUUCCUUUUUGUUUCCAUGAUGUCAUAUUAAGGGUUGGUCAGGCCAAGAAAUGGAACCUGACCCAGUGCAAACAGUCUGUGUUUUGUCAGGAAAAACUGCCAAUAAAAUCUAAAUUUCCUAA